AUGUCGUCAUUGGAUCCUAGUGGGUGCAAGAAAAGGAAGAGAGUCGAGAGGGUGUUUAAGUUCAAGGCAUUUGGCGAACAAGGGUACCCGAUAGAGAGUUGCGGUACUUUUAGAGAUAAUGUAAAGGCUCUCUUAGAAUAUGGAAAUGUAGAAAUGGCGUUCGUGAAUGGAAUGACAUUUUGGUCGUUUCAACUUGAAGUCCAUCGUCACCCUCCGUCCCAUGUCUUGUUAUUUGUGGUUGAAGAGUUGGUAGAGGCUUCGCCCAAUCGUCAUUGCAAGCAUUGUAUAUAUGUUGGGUGGGGCGACCAUAUGAUAUGCAAUAAGAAAUAUCAUUUUUUUGUGCCUUCAAAGGAUACAAUGGCUGCUUUUUUGAGCUAUGAAGGAAACCACAGCAGCAUAGUAAUGGGUAAGUCAAAUUUUGUGGAAUUAAAUGGGCAUACAAUGCAUGGUGUGUUUCACUCUAAUGGAUUUGGGCAUUUGCUAUGUGUCAAUGGGUUCGAGACUGGUUCGAACUUGGCAGGGCACCUUAUAUUGGAAUUUUGGAGCCGUCUUUGUUCCUGCUUGCAAGCCAGGAAAGUUAGCUUGAUUGAUUUGGCAAAGCAGAAAAGCAUGGAAUUGAGGCUGCUUCAUGGGGCAGCAUAUGGUCAAUCAUGGUUUGGUCAUUGGGGUUACCAAUUUGGAAGAGGAACCUUUGGUGUCACACAACAAAUGUAUCAUAAGGCCCUUGAAGCCCUCCAAAACAUUCCUCUCUGCAUCCUUGCUCAUCAUAUCGGCACCUCAAAUAUGGAGAUCCCGAUCUUGUUCUCUAGAUAUCAAACACUUUCUAGCCAUUCUUUGCUGACCCUUGGUGAUCUACUCCGGUUCAUGUUAGACCUCAAAUCCCGGCUUCCUAAAGAGAGUGCUCUGCAGUCAUACAACCCUGGCAUCUUGGUUGAGAAUUCUUGUAGAUGGUCACCUAAACGUAUUGAGAUGGCUGCACGAGUUAUUGUUGAAUCUUUAAAGAAAGCUAAAUUUAGAUGGGUUUCAAGGCAAGAAGUCCGUGAUGCUGCACGUGCCUAUGUUGGUGACACGGGCUUACUAGAUUUUGUGCUCAAAUCGUUAGGGAACCAUGUCGUGGGGAAGUACUUGGUCCGUCGUUGUUUGAACCCUGUAACAAAAGUUUUAGAGUACUGCUUAGAAGACAUUUCUAACCCUACUUCAAAUAAUCAAGAGGAGGUUGAUACAAGUGACUCGAAUCAAUUAAAGGCCCGUUCCAAGAUUAACCGGGUUCAACUCAUGAAUGACAUGUUUUACAUAUACCGCCACAUUCUAAGAGGACAAACAAAAGGCAUGGAUAACACAAUAACCUCUACGAUUUCACUAGCAUCGAGAAUAGUUCUCGAUUCCAAGUACUUCAUUAAAGAUUACACUGGAGAGACACUUUCCAAAAUUGAUUCACAAGUAGGAUCAGAGAAAUCAAAACUCUAUUGCACCGUAGCAAUACAAGAUAAGGGAAGGCUCAACCGCCACGAGGAAGGUGGAGAAGAAAAGUUAAUUAGUGCACCAUAUGAAACGAUCACACUAAAAAACAACGCAACGUUUGAUGAACUCAUAUCAGAAGUUGAGAAAAUUUUUAAGGAAAUAUAUUUGGGAUUUAAGAGUUUCAUGUUAGGGUCAAUAAUCAACUUAAAUAAUAAUCCGAAAGGCUCUGAUCAGGUAUUUAGAGUAACAAAAACCGGUAGCAAACUUGUGUUCCAAGGGAAACUGGUUGAUCAGAUGGGAAUGAACCAUGAUGGCGUAUACGAAAGUGGGUCAAGACAAAGCGUAAUAGUGGAUUGUGGUUGCGGGACAAAAGACGACGAUGGUGAACGUAUGGUGGCGUGUGAUAUAUGUGAAGUUUGGCAGCACACAAGGUGUUUAAAGAUCCCAAACAACGAAGAGAUUCCGAAUAUAUAUGUUUGCAGUCGAUGUGAACAGGACAUCUUAGUUUUACCAACACUGCCUUAA
Erigeron canadensis is the source of this 1986-nucleotide messenger RNA. Its product is annotated as PHD finger protein MALE STERILITY 1. NCBI's taxonomy places the organism in Eukaryota, Viridiplantae, Streptophyta, Magnoliopsida, Asterales, Asteraceae. The transcript has 3 exons. The coding region runs from base 1 to 1986 and encodes 661 amino acids. The record is from RefSeq and is a predicted model, not a curated record.